CAAUUACAGUUAACCCCCCUUCGAGUGUAAAUGGUUUGGCCCAAGGUUACCCUGCUUGUUCACUUCCUUUGUUCUGAAGCAACAGUUCAUUCAUAACAUUUAUAAAUCUCAAGGUGUAUUUUUAGUUACAUCCAAUGCAAUGAUGUAUUACAGCUCGUCGGUUCGUCAUUCGUCCUCGCAACUCCCAGUCAGCUGAUGGUCGGGUAGCGGCCGGCAUUUACCGGCUCAUAAACAUCCUAUUCACAUCUUCACUGUCAGUCUAUUCUCUAAAUAUAGCCGAAGGCGUUUAACUACAGUGGGUAUGAAACUUAACAAACAUUAACAAUUGAAGAUCAGCCUCCCUCCUUUCGCGAAGGACUAAGCAAUGUGGACAUUGUCAACACUUGGCGAAGCUGGACAGUGCUCAGUGACCAUGAUCUUCGAUCCUGCUGGUCAGUUGGCAAGACGGACUGUGAAGGAGUAGGAACGAGAUCAAAACUGCAGUCUUGGAUUUUUAUAAGCUGAGAGUGUAUCGAGCAUGAACCUGCUGGAGGGAGGUAAUGAGCUCAGCUGCAACCGGCCUAUGGCUCCCGUCUCUGUGGACUACGCGCCGACGACGGGCAGGACUGUAACCAAGUGUCACCGCAGACCAGACACUACUAAUCAUUUCUCAACGUGUAGUUGGCUACGGAAUGGCGGUUUCAAGUAUUUUUUCCUGGUGACAUGGACGGGCAUCAAUUUUGCAGUGUUUUGGUGGAGCUACAUGCAAUACAAGAUGGAAGCCAAGUAUUACUACUUGCGUGGUAUCCUAGGGCUUGGGCUUUGUUUUUCGAGGGGUUCAGCAGCCGUGCUUAAUCUUAAUUGUGCUACAAUCUUGCUACCAAUGUGCAGAUGUGUGCUGUCACUGAUCAGGAGUUCUAAACAUGUCCACCGAACCACAAGGAAAUGCUUGGACAGAAGUCGAUUUGUACACAUCGUUAUAGCCGUCUUCAUUUGUGCAGGAACAGCUGUUCACUGUGUUGCUCAUUUCUUCAAUGCUGUACAUUUCUCCAAUCGUUUCAAUGUUAAUGUUCCAGAUGUAAAUGUAGCGCAGUAUCUCGGUGAGAACCCUUGCAGGAUAAUUUUCACAACAGUGCCUGGAAUAACAGGCUGCCUUAUGCUCAUUAUAUUGGCGGCAAUCGUCCUAACGUCCUGCCGAGCUGUAAGGACAUCAAGACACGAGUUGUUCUGGUACUGCCAUCAAUUUUUCUUUGUGUUCUAUGCACUACUUAUAGCCCACUCAUUAGGAGGUGUCUUAAAAGAGCAGUAUAAUCUGAAUAUGCAUACACCGGGCUGUAUAGACACACCCAUACCCGCUGCGGAACGAGAAACAAACCAACAUGGAGUAGACAUGGACAAGAAUACCACCAUGAUAUGUCAAGAGAAACCUGCUUUUGUUUCACAUAGAUCCGAUACAUGGUGUUUUCUAGUACUCCCCGCUGGUUUGUAUAUUUUUGAGAGAAUAUGGAGAUUCUUUAAAAGCUAUCAAAGUGUAACUAUAACAGCUGUUCGGUUCCAAGCGUGUGAUGUCAUGGAGUUGGAGUUACAUGUGGAUAAGUUGAAGGCUCUUCCAGGACAGUAUGUUAUGCUACAAUGUCCAUUAGUGUCACGUUUUGAAUGGCAUCCAUUCACAAUAACAAGGUGCCCAUCAAUAAGCAACUGGACUUUUACUGUUCAUAUCAGAAUCAAGGGGGACUGGACAAGCUCUCUUAGAAAUUUAUUAAUGAAAAGUUGUGGGCCAGGAAUGGGUGAUUCUGAAUGUCUUCAGCUACCAAGAUUGUACAUUGAUGGGCCUUUUGGUAGUGCUAGUGAAGAUGUGUUUCGCUAUGACACCAGUAUAUGCAUAGCUGGAGGAGUUGGUGUCACUCCAUUUGCUGCAGUUUUAAAUUCACUUCUAGAGGAUAGUCAACACAAAACCAAGUUACGCAGAUUGUACUUUAUAUGGGUGUGUCGCAGUGUUUCUAGCUUUGACUGGUUUGCAGACUGCAUAGCACAACUUCAUAAAAAGCUGUGGGAUUCCAACCGACCAGAUCUGUUGAUAUUCAGGCUGUAUGUCACUGGUGAGGAUAACUACAAUUCAAUGAAGGAGAGUUCAGCAACACAGAGUCUGGUGUGGAGUAGAGUCAAUAAGGGAAGGCCAGAUUUGAAACAACUAUUCAGUGAAGUCUCAUUAUGCAAUCCUGGGUCUAAUGUUGGUGUUUUUGUCUGUGGUCCCAAGAAACUCUCAAAGCGUGUUCACAAGCAUUGCAAUGGAUGGAAUCAACGCAAGACCAAGUUUCAUUAUAACAAGGAAAGUUUUGGCUGACUCCAGGAAGACACUAUUAAAGUGAUUGAUAUCAAGGGCUUACAGUCAGUGUGAACCACAAAUUGCAAUAAGGUGAAAGGGGGGAUGCCUCAUUUAAUUUACACAAAAAGACAAAUCUUUGCUGUUCCUAUCCUCCUAGUACAUAGAAUGCACACACAAUCAUUCUGAAUAGCCAGGAGCCCAGUUUUUGAGUAGACACAAUGAUUUCCAUUUUAGUCUUAUCAUCUUUUGCAUGUUCAAUUGCGCGGUCUAAUUUCGAUCUUGCAAGUGAGUGUCUGUGCCAAUUGUCUCUGGUCUUAGUAUUUUAGAAAGGAAUCCUAUGUCAUUGGUACAGGUAUCAUGUUUUAAACCUUGUUUUAGCUUUCAAGAAAGACUUUACUAAGGUUGGAUUGUAUAAUGUCGGUGUCAGUUUUUAACAAGUAAGCUUUGAGAUUGUAAAUUAUUGUCAGCCAUUGUAACAAUAAUUUAUAUUACCCUUAAAGCACUGGACACAUUUGGUAAUUUUCAAAGACUAGUACAGAAGUACACCUAGAAACAAAUUGAUGUGCCAGAAGUACACCUAGAAACAAAUUGAUGUGCCAGAAGUACACCUACAAACAAAUUGAUGUGCCAGAAGUACACCUACAAACAAAUUGAUGUGCCAGAAGUACACCUAGAAACAAAUUGAUGUGCCAGAAGUACACCUAGAAACAAAUUGAUGUGCCAGAAGUACACCUAGAAACAAAUUGAUGUACCAGAAGUACACCUAGAAACAAAUUGAUGUGCCCGAAGUACACCUAGAAACAAAUUGAUGUGCCAGAAGUACACCUAGAAACAAAUUGAUGUGCCCAUGUGUGCCCCCUAGGCCUUAUUUUCAUCCCUGAUUGUACCAUAUGAAGGUGCUUAUGAUAUUGGUGCUACAUGUAUACAAAAAUGUAUAUUUUAAUGAAGAGAAUAGCAAAAACUUCACAGAUUCCCUGUUUGGAAUACUCUCCCUCUGAAUACCUAUUGUAAUAUAGAAGGCACCAGACUGUUUCCCUUUCAGCCCAGUCUGGUUAGACUGGUUUUCAUGGACAAAAACAAAGUCUGGUAACCAGCAGUCAAUAUAAAUCUGGCGACAUCCCUUGCCUUAGUGUGGCACUGUUUAAAAUGUUUUGAUAACCUAUUAAUACUGUAUAUAUGAUAGCUGAAUAAUUUGUAUAACUUUACUUUGUUAUUUAUUAGAGAAACUUUGUACAUUACAUUAAAGCCAUUUGGAUCACUUUGUAGUUGCAAAUCAAAGUGGACUUAUGGCAACAAUUAAGUAUAAGCUAUUUAUAAUUGAUACCUACACUGUAUGUUGACAAUGCAUAUUUAUUUUACAAGCAUUUUAAGAAUUGGUGCUUUAGUUCAAAGGUGCUCAUAACAAUCUGAAUAUAAAGCAGGUGUGUUGAUAGAUAUAUUUUCUUACUGAAAAGGUUAUACCUGUAAAUUAAAAACCUGGUCAAAUUUCGCUUGAAGGUAAAACACAACUUGAUUGCUGGAUACUCAAUCAAUUCAAAAGUCUGUUUCAUUCCAUUAGGCUUUAUGGAAAGCAAGUUGACCAGAGUUUGAUAAAAAUGUUUGAAGCUUUGUCUGGUUCCCCUAUCUACGUGAUGACUGAUAACAUAUUCCUAGUUCUCAUUUUAGUAACAAGGACCAGACCCUAUUCCUUUCAGCUUCUACAAUUAUUUGGUCAUAACUGCUUGAAACAAGAUAGAUACACAAUGGGUGAUGUCUAUGGGGCUUGGAGUAUAAAAACCCAAUAAAAAGGCUUUUACAUUAGGAAUAGUAGCAAACCAGGUGUGUGUACAUGGGGGCUUUGCCCUGUAAAGGUUAACUUGAUGUAAAAACAACAGUCUCCACUGAAAUAGUAAUGAUCAGUUUACUUCAUUACCUUCCUUCUACACAUUGAAACAUUGGUCCAAACUUUGAAAUCUCAAAAUAAUGUUUUGUUUUAACACAAACGAUGUGAAUGUUUUGUAGAAAACAGGUCUAGGUUGUUCAUUAUUGCAUCAGUAUUAAUUGUUUUAACUGAAAUCAUUGUGUUUUUUUAACAAAACAUAUCAAUAUGUAAUUUAUUCCUUAGGUAUCACAUUCUUACUUUGCUGAUAAUAUAAAUUUGUGUUACAUGUUGUUGUUUAGUGGAGUUGCUCUCUUUUGGCAUUGCCAGUGCCUUUUUGAUCUCAAAACUCUUCAAGUAUAUUGAAGUUAAAACAACUCUAUUUUGUCAAGUGGACUUUUCUUUUUUAGGACGAUAUAAACAUGUUAAAUAAAAUGAACUCACUGCCAGUAUUAAUUAAUUUCUAAAAACCUUUGCUUAAUCUGAGGCUGUUUUGUUAGGGUUUAAAGGCUCAAUUUCAUGUUGCAACUAAUUCAGUAAAUAUCUCUCUACAAACUUUUGCAGCAAAGCUUCAAGAACAUUUUAGUGUUUGGGACGGUAAUGUUUUCACUAAAAGAGAGUCACGUACUUCAAUCAAGUUUGGGGAAUGUAUUGUUACAGACUGGGAAUGGAGUGAAGAAUUUAUUCUUACAAACCAGUUUCUGUUAAGAUUACUCUUCCACAAUUCCUCAUUGAAAUUGAAACGGAAAUGUUGUGUUACAAAAAGGCAAACACUAACUUUUUAUAAUAAUGCACUUUCCAAUGCCCCUUAAAUUACAAUGCAAGUGGUUGAUUUACCCAUUUAUUUAGCUAUUGUUUUUAAUUCAGAUUUUUUGCGCCAAACUGUCUUUGAUUUUACUUUAGGUUGAAUUUGUAGUUGUGUAACUUUUAUUUAAAACAUGGUGGAGAGGCAAUAUCCCCCCAGUUUACGUCCCACAAUAAUAAUUUAAAUAGUUUCUAAAAUAAAGAAGCCCAUGUUGUACAUAACGGGUAUUAAACCCAGGACCAUAGGUUCCAGAGUCAUUGAAUCCUUCCAUUAGACCAGUCGGUCAUCCUAAGAAACUGAUGAAUUGGACACAGGUAUUGAAAAAGGAACAUGAGUGUGAGUUGGAGUUGAACCCAGAACCCUUGGACCAGCAACUUAUUUUAAAGGACUUCGUUGAUUUGGGCCUAAAACAGCAACAACAUUUAACAACUCAUAUUGGAAAGAAACACUAGAUGGUUGCACCCUGAAUAAAAUAUUGCAUAGAAACAGAACCAAAUAGUCUGGUACCAUAAUAAGCAUAUCACAUGCACAGAACCUUUGGUUUCAGGGAGUAAUGUCUGCAUUGGGAAUGAGGCAAAUACAUACCCAGUGUAUUGUAAUGUUUCGUCAUAGGCUGUAUCCAAUUUGUCGCCUACGGCUACGACUGUUGCUAAGGGAGGUGCUAAGGUUUUCUUAUACCAACAUAUAAUGACACGGUGAUCAAGCCGUAGCCAUAACAGCCAAUUUGGAUACAGUCCAAGUUCAAAUAAGUAGAACAUGUGAUCUAUUGUUGAUAUCCUAAAAAAAUGCAUGAUAUUUAAGUGUAACAUACAGUAAAAUGUUGAUACUAUAAAAUAAUUUUAACAGAUAGACCAGAAAAAAAAAUAUGCAGUAGACUCUGUGUAUAGCAUUAGUUUUUGGUUACUAUUUAAAUAAAAACAGACUGCAUUUUA
Asterias rubens (European starfish) is the source of this 5900-nucleotide messenger RNA. RefSeq names its product NADPH oxidase 4-like. Gene Ontology annotation, cellular component: NADPH oxidase complex; plasma membrane. The transcript is spliced from 17 exons. Lineage: Eukaryota; Metazoa; Echinodermata; Asteroidea; Forcipulatida; Asteriidae. Bases 518 to 2323 code for a protein of 601 amino acids. The record is from RefSeq and is a predicted model, not a curated record. Gene Ontology annotation, molecular function: superoxide-generating NAD(P)H oxidase activity. Gene Ontology annotation, biological process: superoxide anion generation; defense response.